Messenger RNA from Tilletiaria anomala UBC 951, 2106 nucleotides. Its product is annotated as Phosphoacetylglucosamine mutase. Gene Ontology annotation, biological process: carbohydrate metabolic process; UDP-N-acetylglucosamine biosynthetic process. The coding region runs from base 229 to 1911 and encodes 560 amino acids. The record is from RefSeq and is a predicted model, not a curated record. The transcript is spliced from 5 exons. Lineage: Eukaryota; Fungi; Basidiomycota; Exobasidiomycetes; Georgefischeriales; Tilletiariaceae. Gene Ontology annotation, molecular function: phosphoacetylglucosamine mutase activity; magnesium ion binding.
CGGGUACUCUACUGGCUAUUCCAAUCAGCACACGUUGAACAUCCAGCAGUUAGGUCAGCUCUGGAAUACGCAGAACACAGGUGGAAAGCAUAUUCUACCUCACACCUUCAGCACGCGCGACCGUCGCCGCACCGCCAUCCCGCUCGGUCAUUGCAUCGGGGGCAAAACUAGCUUCAAUUGCAAGGUAUACAAAUAACUGCUUGCGAUUCGAUCUGAAUCUCGAUUGACAUGCUCAUGCAAGACUCGAUCGAUCUCGCAUUGAAGAUGACUACCGGCCUUCCCACCAAGCUGAUCCUCAAGGCUUCCGCCGCCCACCCCAAGCCAGAAGGCGUCACAUUCAGCUAUGGCACCGCCGGCUUGCGCACCAAAGCAGCAGUGCUGGACAGUGUAUGCUUCCGCAUGGGGUUGAUCGGCGCUUUGAGAAGCAAGCGACUGCAAGGCAAGGUCGUCGGUCUCAUGGUCACCGCCAGUCACAAUCCAGAAGAAGACAAUGGAAUCAAAGCAGUCGAUUCUCGCGGCGAGAUGCUCGAAGCUGCCUGGGAGCCGUUCUGCACACAGCUGGCCAAUGCCUCAACCGACGAUGAACUCAUCUCCGUCCUCGAGUCCAUCAUUAUCACAUUCAAGAUCGAUCUCUCCAUCCCAGCAACAGUUGUAUACGGUCAUGAUACCAGGCCCUCGUCCCCGCAUCUCGUCAAGGCCCUCGUCGAUGGCCUUGUAGCUUUCGGCACGCAGCUCAUUGAUGCAGGACUCAAGACCACGCCGCAGCUGCAUUACCUCGUCAAGGCGCACAAUACAAAGGGCACGCCCGAAGCAUAUGGAGAACCGAGCGAGGAAGGCUAUUACAAGAAGAUCAGCCAGGCAUACCUCAAACUUGUAGCUGGUAAACCAUCACUAUCUCCCCUUGUAGUCGACUGCGCAAACGGCGUUGGUGCACCAGCGCUGCUCGCAAUCACCAAGUACAUCGCAGCCGACGCACUUCCGGUUCGCAUCCUCAGGACCUCCACCGGCGUUCAAGGCGCAUUGAACAAUGGCUGCGGCGCCGACUUUGUCAAGACGAAUCAGCGCCUACCAAUUGGGUUAGAAAAGGACGGCAUCGAGGCCGGAGAUCGAUUGUGCGCUUUCGACGGCGAUGCAGAUCGUUUGAUUUAUUUCUACUGCAACGGCCCGCCAAGCACCAAAUCCAGCUUUCGCUUGCUGGACGGUGACAAGAUCGCAUCGCUGGCCACGGAUUACAUCUCGGAGCUUGUCAAGAAGGCAGACAUCGACAUUAAAGUCGGUUGCGUGCAGACCGCUUAUGCGAAUGGCAGCUCGACAAAAUAUCUCAAGCAGCGCGUGCCCGUCACCUGCACACCCACUGGUGUAAAAUAUCUCCACCAUGCGGCGGAAGCGUACGACAUUGGGGUAUACUUUGAAGCCAAUGGGCACGGUACGGUGCUCUUUUCGCCCGAGGCGGUCCGUACCAUCAAAGCAGCUCAGGCGUCACCCUCCUCGCCAGCAGCACAGGAUGCGCUCGAGCAACUGGAACAGCUGACAGAGCUGAUCAACCAGACUGUCGGAGAUGCGAUCUCCGACAUGCUCCUCGUCGAGUUCAUCCUCCGCGCACGGCAGUGGGGACCUGAGGAGUGGGAUGGUGCGUACGAAGACCUGCCGAACAAGCUGCUCAAAGUCAACGUCAAAGAUCGCAGCGCCUUCAAGACGACCGAUGCGGAGCGGCGCCUGACUAGCCCGGCAGGCUUGCAGGAGAAGAUCGAUGAGCUGGUGGGCAAGUACAAAGGCGCAAGAAGCUUCGUCCGGCCUAGUGGCACCGAAGAUUGCGUACGAGUCUAUGCAGAGACGGCGCUGGCUAGUGACCUCGAUUCGCUCGCAAAUGGGGUGGCCAAGCUAGUGCAGGAAAGCAGCGGGUCAACUUAAAACUCGCAUACACAAGGAAAUCAAACUGGCGUACAUGUCAAAUACAAAAAGGAGUUGUGAUCAAGCCGGAAACUAUAGAUAACGCCUUUCACAUCGUCUGGUAUAACCAGGAAGCCUGGCAACGCUGGAUCGCUCAUUACUUGUAGCUUCUCUAUCUCUGGCAGCCUCGCUGAAUCGCAUGCCGCUGCAAUUGCC